GUCAACCAUCCUCACCAAGUCAAUGACACAACACAACAUCAGCCCUCGCAGCAUCCGCAUCUCACGGCCAAGGAGGACCAGGAGCACAUCUUCAUCUAAGCAUCCAUUCCACAACUGCCUACCAUCGUCUGCGCACCGCCGACACCAGGCUGUUCGUCCACCGCUUGCUUUUUUUUUUUUGCCUCGGCUCGGAUUAUUUUCUUGGUUGCAUUUCUAUUCUCUGAGAUGGUUAUAUGCUUUUAACGCGUCUUGUGAGGAAAAACAGGCUCGGGACGCGGAGCAUCGUCGGUACAGCGCAAUUAUAUUCUCAUUGAGCAGGAAAUCUGUGGCCAUCAGGAGACGCACACAGAGAGCUGAAAUCCAACAGAGUCGGUUUCAGUCGAAGUGAUUUUGAUCCCCUCAGAGAACUGCUCACAGGACCAUUUUCUGCCAGGCCUUAGAUGCCCAGCGGCAGCCUGUAGCCCGGGACUCCCAGCUCCCAGAAGCAUAGGCUUUGAGACCCUGAGGAUCUCCCCUGGCAGACCCUCUUCUGACCCAGUGCGGCUAAAGCCCCUGGACGCCUCUCCACAGUCACCAUGGGAACCGUGCUGUCUUUGUCCCCUAGCUACCGAAAGGCGGCCCUCUUUGACGAUGGACCGGCCACUGUGGGCCACUACACAGCUGUUCAGAACAGCAAGAACGCCAAAGACAAGAACCUGAAACGCCACUCGCUCAUCAACGUGCUCCCAUGGAAGCGGAUUGUAGCGGUGUCAGCCAAGAAGAAAGGCUCCAAGAAGGUGCAGCCCAACGGCAACUACCAGAACAAUGUCACCCAGCUGAACAACGAAAACCUGAAGAAGUCACAGUCAUGCGCUAACCUGUCCACCUUUGCCCAGGACCAGAGCACUCCAGCGCUCACCAAGACCUCCAACAACACAGUAUCGUCUGUCAAGAAGGCCCCUCUGACCAACUCCAAUGUGGCCCCCGGGACCCCCAAGAGAGUCAUUGUUCAGGCCUCCACCAGUGAGCUGCUGCGCUGCCUCGGGGAGUUUCUGUGCCGGCGUUGUUACCGGCUGAAACACUUGUCCCCCACUGACCCGGUGCUGUGGCUGCGCAGCGUGGACCGCUCCCUGCUGCUCCAGGGCUGGCAGGACCAGGGCUUCAUCACCCCUGCUAACGUGGUCUUCGUCUACAUGCUGUGCCGUGAUGUGGUCUCCUCCGAGGUGGCCACGGAGCACGAGCUGCAGGCCGUGCUGCUCACCUGCCUCUACCUGUCUUACUCCUACAUGGGCAACGAGAUCUCCUACCCUCUCAAGCCCUUCCUGGUGGAGAGCUCCAAGGAGACCUUCUGGGACCGCUGCCUGUCCAUCAUCAACCUGAUGAGCGCAAAGAUGCUGCAGAUCAACUCUGACCCGCACUACUUCACUCAGGUGUUCGCAGACCUGAAGAACGAAAGCCAGAAGGAGGAGGAGAGGAGCCGCCUGCUCAUCGGCCUGGACCGGAGGGCGAGGGCCAUCGCCUGACUGGCUUUCUUCAUGCAUCACGGACAGACAGGCCCCCCCCCGGCUGCAAUCUCUGGCUCUUUGGAAUGCCAACACCACGUCCCCUCCAUUAAUACGGAUACGACUGGACUUUUUUUGCUGCAAUGCAUAUCUGAAAGAACAGCAGGGGCCAUCGAUGCUGGAUCCAUAUUUUUGUGGCUUUCUGUUUGUGGCUCUACAACAGGACUUAUACUGUACGCAGGGAGACUGGAUGGAUAAUAAACACUGCAGUGUGGGACUUUUGAGAAGGAGGACAACAGCCAGAGGACGUAUGAUGAGUGGUCAUACUGUAUGUUGGAAAGACCUAUUUUAUUUUCAUCUAGAAAAAAAUAAAACAACAAACUAAUGGAUGUUUUACUCCCCAGAGGCUUACACCUAUGGAGGCUUAUUUAUUGCUUUUCUGGAACAAGUUUUCUUUGAUUUCUUUCUUUUUUUUAAAACUUAGAAAUGUAAUGUUUUGCACGUGUGCCAUGCAAUUUUACAGAGUUUGCGGGAGGGAAGGAGCAAUUAUUACUUUUCUUCUUUUUACUUGAUUUGUAAACCAACUGCAUCUGCAUUAGAGAAUGCUGUGAACAAAGUGACACUAGUUUAUUUAGCUCUGCUUGCUAAAAUAGGCUAUUUGUUUACCAGGGAAAUUCUUUUUGUACUUUUGUCGAUUUUUGGAAUGAUGUUUGAUUUUGUGCUUAUGAUUCAGCAUUGAAAAUGUUAACAAAAAAAAAAACAGUGCCAUAUCUUUGAUGAAAAUCCCACAGGUCUGAAAACACUCUGAAAUACUGUACUGUUUGUCCAGCUGUUGAAUGAUGGGAUGGAUUUUCAUCUACUACUAACUACUUACUGACACCUAAUUUAUUGCCAUUUACGUAUUUAUUUAGGCACAUUUAAUGUAAAUGAAAGAUGGCGUUGAGAGACUUUGGAAAGGGAAGGACAUGAGGAGGGGUCGUGCUUAUCUUUGGUGGGAAUGAAGAUUGAUCUGGUUUAUGCAAAUGAAUGUUGCAGGAAUUUAUUGAUGAAUACCUAAUUAAAAAAAACAUUGUUAAAUCUGACCAUCACCAAAGUGACAUCAUCAAGGACACCUUGACCGAACAACACAUCAUUGACUUACAAAAAUGCCCUUAAAAACAUUGUUUAUUCGUGCAACCUGCUGUCCCACAUAUCAGACAGAGACACACACUUCUCCAGGGGAAUAGAUUAUUUCGAUGACACUCGUUCAGCAUCACUGCAGAAAAGCACAGUUUACCUUGAGGAUAAUCCAUCAGCAUCACCUCUGUGUAGAUCAAAAUGUGAGAGGACAUCACAUUCAUCAAGGGGGCUGCGGGAGAUGAGGCGACCUCCACAGGAAUAACCACAUUUUCAAUCAUAGAAACCAGCAGACUUAAAAGGACAUGCUGCAGUGUGCAAUGGCCACGACGAGAACCAAAACAGAAAGCAUGCAGAACAAUUGUAUUGUUAUGUUACCACAGGAGAACAGUAUCCGUAAUAACUGCGAUCACUGGAGAAGUUACAGUAUUUCCAUCAAGAAAUGUAUGACAACUGGUUUUCACACUUUCUUUCUUUAGCAGUGUUCUGGAAAUCUGUCUAAAAAGCAUAAUGGAUUGGUAGUGCCAACGAAAGGCUUCUGUCACGUUUUACAGUUGUUCCCAGAGAAUUGAAGGCUUCUCUGCUGUUGUGUUAGUGUGAAUCAGAGAAAAUGUGCAACCCGUGGCCUCCUCUGCUGUGGGAUUGUGGCUGCCAUGUGGAGAAAGUUCAUUUGGAGUGUUUGUACUGGCACAAUAGGGGGACACGCAAUUUGGAAUGGGCUUCUGUUCUGGCAGGAAAAAAAACAGGGCUUUGGGGUGAAGGGCCUCAAUAAGAGACCCUGAAUCUUCUUCUCUGUCCACUCCCCCCCGACUCACUUGAAAUGUGCCAUUCUUUUCUCCACUUUGCAUCAUUGAGUAGUUGUUUGAGAAAAUACUUUCAAAAAGCUUAUAAAAUAUGAAAAAAGACUCCAGUGAUAGUUAAAGAUUUCUGUCAAAUUCUUUUCUGUAUCUUGUUGCGUACUUUGUAGAUAAAAAAACGAAACAGUGGUUAAGAACUUCAAAAAGGGAGGCAUUCGAUGGCUGCAUGUGUGUGCGAAAGUGUGUGUGUGUGCGUGUGUGAAUGACAGCGUUUUAUUUGUACAGAGGAAUGUGUGACAUGUAGUUUUCUUAUGGACAUGGAGCAUACACCAACCACACUGGUUCUAGGAUUUGGGUGUCGAUGCUGUUCAUUAAAAAAAUUCUUUUUUGAAAAAGACAAAAAAGCUGUUACUGUAAUUGAAACUUUUUUCAGUUAGUUUCUGCUUAUUUUAAUUUAUUUUUGUACUGUGAUGGAAAAAUAAAAUGCACUGAUCGUUCAA
Cottoperca gobio is the source of this 3894-nucleotide messenger RNA. RefSeq names its product cyclin dependent kinase 5, regulatory subunit 1b (p35) (gene cdk5r1b). NCBI's taxonomy places the organism in Eukaryota, Metazoa, Chordata, Actinopteri, Perciformes, Bovichtidae. The transcript is spliced from 3 exons. Gene Ontology annotation, cellular component: cytoplasm; growth cone; protein kinase 5 complex. Gene Ontology annotation, molecular function: protein kinase binding; cyclin-dependent protein serine/threonine kinase activator activity. Gene Ontology annotation, biological process: brain development; axon guidance. The record is from RefSeq and is a predicted model, not a curated record. Bases 576 to 1502 code for a protein of 308 amino acids.